This is a messenger RNA of Aureococcus anophagefferens, 825 nucleotides long. RefSeq lists its product as hypothetical. Bases 1 to 825 code for a protein of 274 amino acids. The transcript has a single exon. The record is from RefSeq and is a predicted model, not a curated record. Lineage: Eukaryota; Pelagophyceae; Pelagomonadales; Pelagomonadaceae.
AUGCAGCACGGCGUCUUCGGCGCCGUCGCGGCCGCGGACGCCGUCGUCGCGGCGCUCGACGCCCUGCCGCGCGCGGCGCCGCGGGGCGGCGCGCCGACGUGGCCGCCGCCCGCGCCGCGGGUCCUCGCGGCCGCGCCGCCGGGGCCCGGCGGCGGCGCGGUCGCCCGCGCGAAGCCCUUCGCGUUCGCGUGGCCGUCGGCGCGCGCGCUCGGCGUGCUCAUGAUCGACUGGCAGCGCGACUUCCUCGACCCGGAGGGCUUCGGCGCGUCGCUCGGCAACGACGUCGCGCCGCUCCGGUCGGCCGUGCCCGCGGCCGCGCGCGUGCUCGAGGCCGCGCGGGCCCGGGGCCUCUUCGUCGCGCACACGCUCGAGGCCCACGCCGCGGACCUCGGCGACUGCCCGCCGUCGAAGAAGCGGCGCUGCGAAGCCAUCGGCGAGACCCUCGACGCGUCGCGGGGCCGCGUGCUCGUCCGCGGCGAGCCGGGCAACGCCGUCGUCCCGGAGCUCGCGCCGGCGGCGGGCGAGCUCGUCGUCCACAAGCCCGGCAAGGGCGCCUUCUACGGCACGACGCUCGAGCGGGACCUCCGCGCGGCCGGCGUCACGCACCUCGUCGUCACGGGCGUCACGACGGAGGUCUGCGUCCAGUCCACGCUCCGCGAGGCCAACGACCGCGGCUUCGACUGCCUCCUCGUCGAGGACGCGACGGAGUCCUACUUCCCGGCCUUCAAGCGAGCGACGCUCGACAUGGUCGUCGCCCAGGGCGGCAUCGUCGGCUGGACCGCGACGGCCGGCGACGUCGCCGCGGCGCUCGCCGCGGCCGCGUAA